Molecule: messenger RNA, 1415 nt
Organism: Eupeodes corollae
Lineage: Eukaryota; Metazoa; Arthropoda; Insecta; Diptera; Syrphidae
Product: zinc finger protein 501-like
Exons: 1
Coding region: 89-1405 (438 amino acids)
Biological process (GO): regulation of DNA-templated transcription
Molecular function (GO): DNA-binding transcription factor activity, RNA polymerase II-specific; RNA polymerase II cis-regulatory region sequence-specific DNA binding
Source: RefSeq, a predicted model, not a curated record
UAUACAGUCAUAUGUUAAAACAUCUUAUAUUUAAUAAUUGUCAGAAUUGUAUUUGUUUGCAAAAGUAAUUGUUAUUAUUUUAUUUAAUAUGACUGAGUUUUCACCACAAGUAAAUUUCAAGAAUGAUUCCUUACUAAAAGAAGAAAACAGUCUAGAUGUACAUAGUCCCAUCCGCCCCAUCCAUUUGAAUGCCAUAGACCGGAAGUGUGGAGAAAUAUUUGUACUGGCUAAUACGGAGUUUUGGUUUCUAUGCACAUUUUGUGAUGAACGUUUUCAUAGCAUUGUAGUUUUUCAGAAUCACAUUAAGAUCUUUCACAUAACAAAUACUAAAAGUAUUCAGAAUACGGCAGAUGAAAAUCCUUUAGAUUUUAAUUCAAACGAAAAAUUUAAAAUCAAAAUAGUUGCAGAUGAAAAGAGUGUUGAUCAUAAUGAGAACACUGAAGGAAAGAUUUGCAAAUGGGAAAUGCAGGAUGAUAUCAAGGCACAGGAACUCUAUAAUAAAGAUCAUAACAUAGGCGAUAUCGGCAUAAUCCAGUCAUCACACCAUGAAGAGCAAGAAGGACUUAUAAACGAAACUAACAACAAUAAAAUUAUAGAAGUUAGCCAGAAUAAUAUUUCUUCAAAUGAAAACGUUUCUAGAGCUAUUCAUCGAAAGAAAAAUAUAAUUCAUGAUUCACCCAAAAAGCGGAUUCGCAGAAAGAAAGUUUAUUCAUGUUCUUAUUGUGAGCAUAUAGCAACUAAUCAAUCAACCUUAGAAGCACACAAGCAAUCUUGUCAUGAUGCAGGAACCCGGUAUCAAUGCGAGGAAUGUGGCAAGUGUUUUAGUAAUGCAUCUAACCUGAGACAUCAUUUGGUAAUUCAUUCUGGAACUCGACCCUAUAAGUGUGAAUUUUGUGAUGCCGGUUUCUCACAUUCAAACAGCCUUAAAGCACAUCGUUAUCUUCAUACUGGUAAUCGUCCUUACAAAUGUGUUGAAUGUGAUAAGGGAUUUGUUUCUAGUGGCGCGCUUAAAAUCCACAUGAGAGAGCAUACAGGUGAAACACCAUAUGUGUGUCAAUUUUGUAAGAAAGCGUUCGCUACUCAAUGUUCUUAUAAAAGACAUAUGAUAAGCCACGCUGGUCAGCGAACUCAUAAGUGUCAACAAUGUGAAAAAGCUUUCCUUCAUAAAGAAACACUCAAUACACAUAUGGCUUGUCAUUCUACUGAAAAACUAUAUGCUUGCGAUAUUUGUCCAAAAAAAUUCAAUCACAAAAAGAACCUAGCGCAGCACAAGAAACUACAUUCGAGUAUCAAGCAAUAUGUUUGCAAGAUAUGCGGCAAGGAUUUUGCACAGUAUGCAGGUCUGCACUCACAUAUGAAAAGUCACAGAAGUAAGAGUGUCAAUGAUUCAAAUAAAAUGUUUUGAAAGUCCUUUA